UGCUCACGUUCGCUUUGGCACGGUUAAUGGUUCAUUUUGUACCAAAACCGUUGUUUCUGAGCCACGUAAAAGAGAAACCAUAAAAAAAGGUUCAAAUUUAUCGAAAUUAUUUAAACUAUACAAAUCAAAAUGCGUGCUGUGUUAAUUGUGGUUUUUAUCGCUUUGGUGGCAGUUUGCUCAGCAGAUUUAUACCAACAAUGUUCAAAUGGACGAUCUAUCGAUGAUUUAGAUUCGAAAGUAUCCGUCUCUAGUUGUACAAAAGCUCCAUGUAAAUUAAAAAAAGGAACACAAUCUUUAGUUACGAUGAAAUUUACUCCAGAAAAAGAUUUAAAACGUCUUAGAAACACAGUAUUCGCAAACAUUGCUGGUUUACCUUUUCCAUUUAUUGGUGUUGACAAUACAAAUGCUUGUGGUCAAAUUUUCGAAGCCGAUGGAACGACGAAAGCAGCUUGUCCUUUGAAAGCGGGUGUUGAGUACCAAUAUAAAAAUAAUAUUGAUGUUUUACCUAUUUAUCCAACAGUUAAAGUUGUCGUACAUUGGGGUUUAACUUCCGAAUUUGGGGAUGAAAUUUGUUUCGAAGUACCCGCAAGAAUUACGAAUUAAAUUUUUAUCUUAAAAAUGAAAUCUCACUACUUACAUUCUUAGUUAAUUUAGAUUUAUUCGAUCGUUUAAUUAUUAAGUUAUUUUUUUAAUAAACUUAUUUAUAACUUU
Messenger RNA from Onthophagus taurus, 711 nucleotides. Its product is annotated as Niemann-Pick type C-2b. Lineage: Eukaryota; Metazoa; Arthropoda; Insecta; Coleoptera; Scarabaeidae. The record is from RefSeq and is a predicted model, not a curated record. Gene Ontology annotation, biological process: sterol transport. Gene Ontology annotation, molecular function: sterol binding.